AGACACAGAGAGACAGAGACAGAGAGCGAGGCCCCGGGGGCGCAGCAGGCCGUGUCCCGGGGAAGGCGCCUCCACACGGGGCUGAGACACACACACACACACACCGCGCCGGACGCACGGAGAGAAUACACGCGCGCUUUCGCCGCUUUUCCACCCGAGACAAUGGCGUCCUACGUGGACAACAGCUUCCGGCAGGCGGUGAUGCUGAACCCGGCCGAGAGGACGCAACAGGAUUUGGAGAUUGUAUAUUCCUAUUUGCACGGUAUGGAGGCGCUGUCCAAUCUCAGAGAACAUCAGCUAAGGAUGAUGUGUGAAACCGUGCGCUAUGAAAGACAUGAAGCAAAUGAAGUGCUUUACUAUCCGGAUGACAUCGGCAGCUGCUGGUACAUCCUGCUCUCUGGGUCUGUGUUCAUCAAAGAGUCCAUGUUCCUUCCCAGAUCCAGUUUCGGGAAGCGUUCCGCCGGGAGUUUACGUCGCGGAUGUGAGUGCAUCGUUCUGGAGCCGUCCGAAAUGAUCGUGGUGGACUAUAUGGAUGAGAAUGAGGAGUAUUUCCAGCGUCAGGCUUCGCAUCGUCAGUCCCGUAGGAGAUUCCGUAAAAUCAACCAGAAGGGUGAAAGGCAGACGAUCAUCGACACAGUGGAACCGUACCAAGCGGGCAAGCCGCCCAUAACCCGCGGGUACCACACGGAAUGCGUUAAAGCUCAGCUCCCAGCGGACUUCAGCAGGCUCCACCUGGCUGACGGGAUCCACCCUCAGGUGACCCACGUCUCCUCCAGCCUCUCAGGAUGUAGCAUCACCAGUGACUCCGGGAGCAGCAGCCUGUCCGACAUCUACCAGGCCACGGAGAGCGAGCCAGGCGACAUGGACCUGAGUGGCCUCCCCGAGACCGCCGUCGACUCCGAAGAGGAUGACGACGAGGAAGACAUCGAACGCGCCUCUGAUCCGCUCAUGAGCCGAGACAUCGUCCGUGACUGCCUGGAGAAAGACCCCAUGGACCGGACCGACGAUGACAUCGAGCAACUGCUGGAGUUCAUGCACCAGCUGCCAGCCUUUGCCAACAUGACCAUGUCGGUGAGGAGGGAGCUGUGCGCCGUCAUGGUGUUCGCCGUCGUGGAGCGAGCUGGAACCAUCGUCCUUAACGACGGCGAGGAGCUGGACUCGUGGUCGGUGAUCCUGAACGGCUCGGUGGAAGUGACGUACCCCGAGGGCCGCACCGAGAUCCUCUGCAUGGGCAACAGCUUCGGCGUCUCGCCCACCAUGGAGAAGGAGUUCAUGAAGGGAGUGAUGAAAACCAAGGUGGACGACUGUCAGUUCGUGUGUAUAGCGCAGCAGGACUACUGCUGCAUCCUGAACCAGGUGGAGAAGAACAUGCAGAAGGUGGAGGAGGAGGGCGAAAUCGUCAUGGUGAAAGAACACCGCGAGCUCGAUCGCACCGGCACCAGAAAAGGACACAUCGUCAUCAAGGGCACGACGGAGCGUCUGACCAUGCACCUGGUGGAGGAGCACUCGGUGGUGGACCCCACCUAUAUUGAAGACUUCCUGCUCACCUACCGCACCUUCCUGUCCAGCCCCAUGGUGGUGGGCAGGAAACUGCUGGAGUGGUUCCAUGACCCCAGCCUCAGGGACAAGGUUACACGGGUAGUCUUGCUGUGGGUGAACAAUCACUUCAAUGACUUCGAGGGCGACCCUGAAAUGACGCACUUUCUCGAAGAGUUUGAGAACAAUCUGGAAAGGGAGAAAAUGUUUGGGCACUUAAGACUGUUAAACAUAGCCUGCGCUGCCAAAGCCAAGCUGAGGGUGGUGACCCUGACUAAGCCGUCACGCGAGGCUCCUCUGGCCUUCAGCCUGCUCGGCGGUUCGGAGAAAGGCUUCCGCAUCUUCAUUGAGAACGUGGAGCCGGGCAGCAAAGCUGCAGAAGCAGGCCUCAAACGUGGAGAUCAGAUCCUCGAGAUGAAUGGACAGAACUUUGAGAAUGUACAGCUGUCCAAAGCGAAUGAGAUCCUGCGCAACAAUACACAUCUGUCUAUUACUGUGAAAACUAAUCUCCUAGUGUUUAAGGAGCUUCUGGCUCGGCCGGAGCAUGACCAAGAACCUGACCAUGACGAAGAGCUGGACAGGAAGAACGGCGCUCCUCACAUUCCCAAGAUCGGGGAUAUCAAGAAGGCAAGCCGUUACUCCAUCCCAGACCUGGCCGUGGACGUGGAGCAGGUGAUGGGUCUGGAGAAAGCAAGCAAGAAAGCCAAGGCCAACACGGUGGGAGGGAAGAACAAGCUCAAGAAGAUCUUCGACAAGACUUUGACCAGUAUUCUUCCGCCCAAGCCGUACAACGAUGUCGCUGUAGGCCAGUCUCAGGACGACAGCAUUGUCGGAAUGAAGCAGUCGAAACAGAUCCCUCCUGCUCUCCCGGUUAGCGGAAACCUAUCGUCCAGCAACCCGGACUUGCUACAGUCUCAUCAUCGCAUACUCGACUUCAACAACCAGCCAGAACCCGUCCCUAACAACAUGUCGGACCAGGUGCUGCGGGUCUUCAAGGCUGAUCAGCAGAGUCGUUACAUCAUGAUCGGCAAGGACACCACGGCCAAAGAGGUCGUCGCUCAGGCUAUCAGGGAGUUCGCUCUGACCGCCGCCCCUGAAGCGUAUUCGCUGUGCGAGGUGUCCGUCACUCCCGAGGGUGUAAUCAAGCAACGGCGGCUUCCUGAGCAGCUCUCCAAACUGGCUGAUAGAAUCCAGCUCAGCGGCAGGUACUACCUGAAGAGCAAUAUGGAGACGGAGACGUUGUGCUCGGACGAGGACGCCCAGGAGCUUCUGAGGGAGAGUCAGAUCAGCCUCCUGCAGCUAAGCACGGUGGAAGUGGCGACUCAGCUCUCCAUGCGUGCCUUCGAGCUUUUCUGCGCCAUCGAGCCCACCGAGUACAUCGUCGACCUCUUCAAGUUGCGGUCGCGCUUGCCCGGACCUUCCAGCCUCAAGCUCUUCGAAGAGUCCAUAAACCGGGAGACCUUCUGGGUGGCCACCGAGGUGCUGCGAGAACCCAACCAGCUGAAGCGCAUGAAGAUCAUCAAGCAUUUCAUCAAGAUCGCCUUGCACUGUCGCGAGUGCAAGAACUUCAACUCCAUGUUUGCCAUCAUCAGCGGUCUAAAUCUGGCGCCCGUCUCCAGACUGCGAGGAACCUGGGAGAAACUUCCCAGCAAGUACGAGAAGCUCUUCAGCGACCUGCAGGACCUGUUUGACCCGUCCAGGAACAUGGCCAAAUACCGCAACGUUCUCAACAGCCAGAACCUUCAGCCGCCAAUCAUCCCUCUCUUCCCAGUUAUCAAAAAAGACCUCACCUUCCUCCAUGAGGGGAACGAUUCGAAGGUGGACGGCCUGGUGAACUUCGAGAAGCUGCGUAUGAUUGCUAAGGAGAUCAGACACGUGGGUCGGAUGGCGGCCAUCAACAUGGACCCGGCGCUGAUGUUCCGCACCAGGAAGAAGAAGUGGAGGAGUUUAGGCUCACUGAGCCAAGGCAGUGCCAAUGCAGCCGUACUGGAUGUAACCCAGACGGGCGGGCACAAAAAGCGCGUAAGGCGGAGUUCUUUCCUCAAUGCCAAGAAGCUGUACGAGGACGCCCAGAUGGCACGUAAGGUCAAGCAGUACCUGUCUAACCUCACACUGGAGACCAACGAGGAGAGCCUGCAGACGCUGUCUAUACAGUGUGAACCCUCCAUAAGUACAUUGCCUAAGAGCUCAGGGGACAGGAAGAGGCCAGACACCUCGCCAGUGGUAGCACGAGCCGCCCUGCAUCCACGCCAGCAGCUCCAGAAAUCCAGCCAGGGUCUGCAGGUGCCAACUGUUGCCCUCUACCCAUCCCGCAAGAAGGUCCCUGUCAAAGACCUGCCACCGUUUGGCACGAAUUCCCCACAGUCCCUGAAGAAGAUUCUGUCUCUGUCAGAGGAAGCAGCUGAGAGACACAGAAAGCAGACGGAAGAUGCCAUGUCUAGUACCUCGUCUCCCCCGACGUCUCCUCGCAGCUCCCCGAAGAAAGGUUUAACAAGAGCGAGUGAUAACCUGUCAGACUCGGGCCACAGUGAGAUUUCUUCCCGCUCAAGUCUGGUCAGUACGUCCUCCCUGGACAUGGGCCAGGACGAGCGGCGUCUCCGAUACGCUCACGGGGUCAUCGACGGCCACACCGGUGGUCAUGGAGGUCACCGGCUCGAGCGCAGGGCCACGGCUGACCCAGACCAAUACAGUCUCGGCUCGUACUCAUCAGUGCAGGACUGGCGUGGUAUGUACGUCAGCACGGCCAUGCCGUCCUCGCCGAGUUCAGAGGAGUUAAGUCAGGAGCAGGGCGACCGCGUGUCCCUGGAUGCAGCAGACUCUGGACGAGGCAGCUGGACGUCCUGCUCAAGCGGUUCACACGACAGUAUCCAGGCCAUGCAGCAGGGCAGGAGCUGGGAGGCGCUGGCUGAAGGGGCGGGGCUCUGGGCCGGACGAGGAAGCUGGGCGUCGACCUCGUCGUGCUCGUCCUCGUCGGCGGCGUGCUGGGGAGACGAGUCCGAAGGUGACACCGGGACUAUCAAGCGGAGAGGCGGUAAAGACGUGGGAACCGACCCCGACACCUGCAGCAUCACGUCUACAGGUUCAGAGGAGUCGAAGCAGCAGAGCCGCCGGCCGUCUCCCAUCACCGCCGGCACGACCAAGACCAACCUGCCGCGUAAAGACGGUCGAUACCGCGACCCCCCUCCCACUCCUCCAGGCUACACGGCCCUGUCCAUCUCUGAGGUGACGGAAGGGACAACGCACACGACCAGGAGGCCUCCAGACUACACCACGGCGCUACAGCGCUCCCGCCUCGUUACACACUCGCCCAAACCGGGGACCGAGCGUGCGGGAGAGGAUGACGAAGAGGAGGAAGAGGUAGAGGAGGAGGGUGAGUGCUUUUCUCCCAAACUCAGAGGUCAGAGGAGGAGAGGUCCACAUACAGCAGUGCCCCCCAGGCCAUGAGUCACACACACCACCAUGGCAGGCAGAGGACGAGCAGGUGUCCGCCGUGUGAACAGACGUCACUUCCCUUACUGUUCGGCUCUCGCUGCAGUGACUGAAGGCCUGUGAGGCCGGUCAAAGGCAGACAGACAGCCAGAGCAACCAAUCAUCACCUCGAUGCCACUGCCUGUCUCUCUCCUGAUUGGUGGAUUCAUCUCCCUUCUCUGCCUUAAAGCGUCAUGAGGGGUUUUGUCACCCUGCAUGCUAAAAAUACUGUGAAGAAAGGAAGAGAACGUUCAAAACGAAGAAAUUACCCGGCACUUUGGAAAAAUCUAAUUAUUUAGCUUAAAGUAGUAAGAAACAAAAAAAAAAACACACAAAAAAACCAAGAAGAAGAACUUGAACCUGAAUUUAAAAUGAACACACAGCGGUGCGACAUUCACACAAAGACAAGACUGCCGUUGACAGUCACCGAUAGACGUUUCUUCCCUUCCUGACAUCCUCACAAAUCGUUUUUUUUUCUCAUCUGCACUUUUUAUGUAUGUUUUAUAAGAACAAAACGCACAUGAUCUUCAUCAUCUCAUCUGGAACAUACACAUUCUACAUGGGUGAAAGUGAAAACAUGCAUGGGAGAAAAACACAACACUCACACGGAGACUCUUUGUAUGCGAAUCGGCACUCGUCUGUACAAUGUGCGCGUCACUGUUGCAGUAUUAAUUGAGCUUUCGGGGGUUGGUGGAUGUCUGAGAACCACACAGCAGGGAGAAAAUGAAGCAUCCUGGUGUGACUAGGCGUUGGGGUGCGUCCUAAAGCCUUCCGCUACGUGUACAGCACCCUGCUUCAUGUUGGAGAGAUGUUUGACUUGUACUUUGACUUGGGUACAUGUCGAAAGGAAAGGAAAGGUCAGGUCCAAACUGAGAGCUAAACCCAUCAGGAACCAGGAGAUGUCAUUGGCGUGUUCUGCUACUUGAGUCGAGUAGAACUAAGCUGGUAUCCAGAAUGCUGUUUGGAUCUCAGAAACUAUUCAGAAGAAGAUAAUCUACAGGCAAGACUUUUGAGAUUUUUGUGUCUCAAUAGUUUUUUUUGUUCAUCAUUCCCCCCAUCCCAACCACUGCUGUCACUUGUAAAGAACUGUACAGUUGACACCAAACUCCACUGGUGCAUUACUCUACUCUCUCGAGUUCUUUACAAAGUGUUUAAGAUUACAAAUCUUUAGACAUACCAGGAUUCCAAAGGCAAGAUUUUUGGCUCCACUCGACCAAUUUUGUGUCCUAUAAAAAAUAAGGGAUUUAAGAGAUGAUCCCAAGCUCCAUUGGUUCACCUAGAAUUCUUUGAUGAUUAUUAGUGUGUGAACUUGCAUGGAGAUGCCAGUAACUUUGUACAGGAACCCAAAGACUAUAUUUUAAUUUAAUUUAUUUCACUUGAAAAGUCGUUUCUCUUGCCCCCACUUGCUUUUCAAAGAGGGUAAUAUGUUUGCCACAGGCCUUAUGUAAAAGAACAGGAAAAUGAUAAAAUCUUGGAGCUGAACUUACUUCAAUACCUGACGGCGUAAUCCAGGGGCGAAGUCUUAUCUUAGAGUUUUUAUUCUUGUCAAGUUUCAUGCACAAAGCAAGAGAUUUGUUUCAGUCCUGUGUAAUUGAAAUGAAUUGACUGACCUGACUUGAAUUGAAUUGCAGCUACAGUAGCUCCCCCACAUUUCUAUAAUUCUGGACAGUCUACCCUGUAUUUUCGGGUACAGGGUUGCUCGAGUAACUGGCUACAGCGAUCUAGAAGUUAUUCUUUACCACUGAGAGUUUUUCUUCCUGAAGAAAACUAGACCUUGGUUCGGAGGGACCAUUUGACUCAAUUCUUAAUCGCCCUGUGACUCCAAACAAAUCCUUAAGAUUAUUAUUUAUUUUAUUUUUUUUAUGUGAGUUUACAUGAAGGGGCACAAAGCUUAUCUCCUUUUAGAGUAGGAAUCUUCCACUCCAGUCAUGCAGGGCCAAUUUUGGUUAUUCUUAUUCUCAUCAACCGAUAUGUUAAAUACGUUGGGUUCAGUGGAUGUGUUUAGGUGUUGAUCAAUUAUAAAUUGUGCUGAACACCGCCUUUCCUGCACUGGAAUUGAAGAUUCCCUUAUUUUGAGGUUUAGCUCUUGGCCCAUCAGAUCCAGGUUGAUGGAAAAGCUUGGGCAUUGUUCUUGACAUCACCGGUCUCUACUUGUGCAUGACCUUGUCAACUCACUCGUGAAAUAUUUGGGUGGAUGUAGGAUUGUAAGGUUGUACGUUAUGAGGUUAAAGUAGUCUUCGAACUAGGUAUGUUUCCCCUAAGCAUGAUCCAACACAUUUGGACAAAAAUCAAGCCCAUUUGGUGCUCCAUCCAUCCAUCCAUCCAGAAAAGAAAAAUAAUGAGAGGGUAUGAGGUUACAAGUUUGGUAUAAUCCACAGUCAUCCUGGUCCUUUUUAUCCCUGCAUUAUUCCACCCAUAUGAAAGAUCUUGGUUUCACCACUGGUGCUUGACACCGUCCGGGUCAUUUUCAAUCAUUAUUCAUUCCUGGUUAUCGUAACCUUUGGGGCAAGUUUUUUCCCCCCUGUAACCCACUUGAAGGAACACCUGACCAUUAUUUCAUCCAGUGUGCCGCUUUAAUUUUGUACGGAACAAAAUUUACACCAAUUUCUAACGACACUCGACUGCAUUCACAUUGAUCCACAAAUGAUCAUGGUUUCUUCUGAGCUUUGUUAGUUCUGAUGUUUUGUUCUCAUAAAAAAGUUUCACAUGGAUGAAAUACCAUGAGUUGCCUAUCAGAAUGGAUCAUAGGCAGGAAAUGACGAAUCGAUCGGACGAUUUUUAGAAGGAAAUCUCUUUUCCAAAGUGCUUCAAGUCUUUAAACAAAUGUCUCGUUGCUCAAAAUAAGUCUAUGGUGAACAGGAUGUAUAUUAAGAUGAUCCAUUGGGUGACUUUUCUCUUGCCCAAACUGAAAGUUAUCACAACUACCUAUUACCAUGGUAUGUGGAGAUGACUGUCAUGACAAACGCCUGUCCAGCCAGUGAAGUCCACGCUUGACUGGGUGCUACUUCCGUUCUGAUGCGAACACGUUGCGGUUUUUGAGGUGCUACAUAGGCUUUAUGAAGACAUAUAAACCUGCUUGUGUCACCCUGCACAUAAAGAAGGGAUCUGGAUUCAGAGCUGAAGAGCUCACAAGAACUUUUAGAAACGUGAAACUUCUACGAUUCCGGUGGGGAAGGAACGCGUAAAACCCGAGCCGAAGGCUGCCAAGUUGAUUCGAACUCAACCGGUGAGAAGUCACUAUUGUUUAUCGUUUAUUUUUAAUCACUGAGUUAAACUGAUCACAUUGAUCAGUAGUUUAGGACUGAUAUUCUUUGAGGGAGGGGUAGGGGGAAAAAAGAUUGCAGUGUUUUCCACUGUACCCUGUAAUAUUAUAAUAUCAUGUCAACAUUUCUUUCUCUUCUUGCUGUACUUUUUCCUUUUUUCUGUUUUUUUUCUUUUUGUAAAGGUUGCCGUCGUUUAAAAAAAAUGAAUCACAUUUGUAAAUCAGUGGUUAUAUGAAUCAUUCACCUCCAUUAGAAUUUUUGAAACUAGUCAUGCUUUUUCUGGCGAGCUGAGUGGAGUCGUCUUUCGAAAAAAGAAAAAAAAAGAUAAGUUGCACAAACUGUACAAGCAUAAGAUAAAUCGUAGUAGUUAGCACUGCUACUUUGUUCGAUGUGUGAUGUCAAGUGAGAAGUGUACAUUUAGCUGGUGAAGAUUCUCUCAUUCUUGACUACUUUUACCUGUACGUCUUUUACAAAGACAAUUGGUGGAGUAUGUAUCGUUUGUUAUUUUUUGUCUUCUUUUUUUUUCCUUUUUGUAUUUUUAAUACAAUAAUUGUAAAUAUUGGUUAUAUUUUUGUUGAACUGUAGAAAUGUACUAUGUUUAUGCCUCAACAUCCAGUUUAUAUAAAGCUGGUAAUCAAUAAAUGCGAGAAAAGAAACUGAGUUGUAGGUUUCAAAUGCACUUUUCUUUUUGUUUCCUCCUUUUUUUCCUUUUAGUUUUUUUUUUUUUCUUGUUGGUUUCCCCAUCAACUCAUUCUCUUGGGAAAAUUGUUACUUUAAAUGACACCGUCUAAUGUUUGCACAAAGAUGAGACAUGGAAUUAACUUGAAAUGUGUAUAUGAUAUGUUUUUUUUUUUUUACUGACAUGAGUCAGAAUGAAUAAAAAGACACUGAUGCCUACUU
This is a messenger RNA of Clarias gariepinus (North African catfish), 9167 nucleotides long. It is a transcript of the gene rapgef2b, whose product is annotated as Rap guanine nucleotide exchange factor 2b. The transcript has 31 exons. The record is from RefSeq and is a predicted model, not a curated record. NCBI's taxonomy places the organism in Eukaryota, Metazoa, Chordata, Actinopteri, Siluriformes, Clariidae. Gene Ontology annotation, molecular function: protein binding; guanyl-nucleotide exchange factor activity. The coding region runs from base 163 to 4980 and encodes 1605 amino acids. Gene Ontology annotation, biological process: positive regulation of ERK1 and ERK2 cascade; small GTPase-mediated signal transduction.